AUGGCGAACACAAUGCCUCUUCGAGGGUCAGGCCAACUACUGUUUGGCCUGUGCAUCGCCUGCGUGGCCCUUAGUUGGGUCAUCGUGACCGCCAGGCUGGCGGUCCGAAGAGCCAUCCACGCUUUAGGAUGGGAUGAUGGACUCAUGCUUGCUGGACUGAUUCUGUUCAGCACUUUUAGCGCCACGCUCAUCGGAAUGUGUUACAACGGCGGUGGCUACCUUCUCUCUGAACUGUCCGCCGCUACCACUAUGGCUGGGAUCAAAUACUAUUUCUUAAGUCAAAUCAUCUAUACGACCAGCACAGUACCCGUCAAGUGCUCCAUCUGCUUCACGCUUUUGCGUCUAGCCGACAGGAAGAAGCGUUUCUGCUAUGUUCUGUACGCCAUCAUGACCUUGAGCAUCAUCGCAGGCAUAGUGACCAUCAUUGGCGUCCUAAACGCCUGCAAACCGCUUCGAGCGUUCUGGGGCGAAGUCGAAGGAAAGUGCAACGCCGACGUCAGCAUCGCCAUCGGACUCUUCCUGAGCGCAACGUGCAUUGCCACCGACUUCGUUUUGGCAGUGCUACCAGGGAUAAUGCUUUGGGACGUCCAGAUUAAGAGGCGUGUCAAAGUCUACAUUGUCGCUAUACUGGCUCUAGGCGCUCUCGCGUCCGUAUCAACGAUUGUGCGCAUACCCUACCUGCUGCGCUACAGCGAGCCAGACCGAAUUCUCAAGACCGCCGCGCCACUUUCUUGCUGGACAGUCGGCGAAGUCGCCAUUGGCAUUUGUGCUGGUUCCGUUGCACAGUUACGGCCCUUGCUCAGGUACGUGCCGUUCAUCAAGCAUAGCAGCUAUGACGGACCCACUAGCGACCACCCUUCGAGGACACUGCGCUCUCGUUCCGGCAUAGUGAAGCUCACCACACUUCACUCUGAAGGGCAGAACAAGUCAGACACGGCAGAAUCCACACGUCGUAUCCACGGCCGAGAUGAGCUUGACCUCGAAACAGACUCGGAUGGAGAUAGCCAGGAGGAACGCUUGAAUGGUACAACGCAUAGCAUGGCAUCUGAAGCAACGGCAUUUCCGGACGAUGUUGAGUCCGCUGUGAUGGGAACGAUCAGGAAGGACACGGAAGUGACCGUGCAACCCUGGUCGCCUUCCCGUGCCCACGACGCGCAAAGCGUGGCGAGCAGUGAUGCUGGACCUGUUGCAGUCCCGCAGUCGCCAGACUUUACAUUCCGAGAUGGCGGAACGUGCAAGACUGAGGUGUGGCACCGGCGGUCGAGAGGGUGA
This is a messenger RNA of Cyphellophora attinorum, 1272 nucleotides long. RefSeq lists its product as uncharacterized. The record is from RefSeq and is a predicted model, not a curated record. The transcript has 3 exons. Bases 1 to 1272 code for a protein of 423 amino acids. NCBI's taxonomy places the organism in Eukaryota, Fungi, Ascomycota, Eurotiomycetes, Chaetothyriales, Cyphellophoraceae.